Molecule: messenger RNA, 2070 nt
Organism: Fulmarus glacialis (Northern fulmar)
Lineage: Eukaryota; Metazoa; Chordata; Aves; Procellariiformes; Procellariidae
Product: U3 small nucleolar RNA-associated protein 14 homolog A-like
Exons: 13
Biological process (GO): rRNA processing
Cellular component (GO): nucleolus; small-subunit processome
Source: RefSeq, a predicted model, not a curated record
UCCCUCUCCGGACGGAAGCGGCGGAAGCUGGCAGAGCGUACGGAGGCAAGCGUGCAGGUGUCCGAGUUCAACGUCAGCUGCAAAGGUGCUGGGGAGAAGCUGGUUCUGUCCGAGCUCCUGCAGCCCAUCCGUCCCAAAUCCGCCCUGAGCAGCGUAAAGAAAGAGCUGACCAGAGUGAAGCAGAAAAAGGCAGUGGAGCUGCCGCUCAGCAAAGAGGAGGCAAAGCGGGUGAGUGGGCCUGCGUCGUCCUACGUCAGGACCUCUAAAGACGUGGGCAAAUGGCAGCAGGUGGUUUUGCAGAACCGACGGGCAGAGCAGCUGGUUUUCCCUCUGAAGCAGGAGAUUGCUACAGUCGCCCCCCUGGAGCAAGUGGUUUCAGCGUGGAAGGCCCGAACUCCCCUGGAGCAGGAGAUCUUUGGACUGCUCCACAGGACGCAGCAGCCCAUCACGGACCCGCUCCUGACACCAGAGGAGACAGCCUCGCUGCAGGCGAUGAGCUUGGAGGAGGCCCGGCAGCGGCGGGCAGAGCUACAGAAGGCUCGGGCUGUGCAGUCCUACUACGAAGCCAAGGCUCGGCGAGAGAAGAAGAUCAAGAGCAAGAAGUACCAUCGCGUGCUGAAAAAAAGCAAGAGACGCAAGGCCUUAAAGGAGUUUGAGCUGCUGCAUAAGUCAGACCCUGAGGCCGCCUUGGCAAGGCUGGAGGAGCUGGAGCAGCUCCGGAUGCAGGAGCGGAUGAGUCUCAAGCACCAGAACAAGGGAAAAUGGGCCCGCUCCAGGGCCAUUAUGGCCAAGUAUGACCUGGAGGCCCGCAAGGCCAUGCAGGAGCAGCUGGCCAAGAACAAGGAGUUGAUGCAGAAGGUGCGGGUGGAGCUGCCUGAGGAGGAGCCAGGUGAUGUGCCUGAGGAGGACCUCACGUCGGUGACCAUCCCCACCAUCCCCGAGGGUGCCAGUGGAGCUAAUCCCUGGAUGCUGGGCAAGCCCAGCGGCCCAGCCGAGGAGCCUGAGGGGCAGGAGGGUCUUGGAGACGUUGAGGUGCCUGGUGUUGCGGAGAGCAAGGAGGAGAUAGAGGAGGAAGAGAUGUCGGAGGAGGAAGCUCUGCUACAAGACUUUGCACAGAAACGACACGUGCGGCAGCAGCGGGCAGGGAGCCCUGAGGGACAAGGUGAGGAGCUCGCAGCCCUGGGCAGUGCGGGUCUGGUGUGCCACAGCGUUGGGCAAACAGAAGGGGGUGCUGAUGAGACGGAGGCGGUUUCUGAACUGCUGGGGGACAGCCCCAUCCGCCCCGUCUGUGCCGAGGAGCAGGCGAGCCUUGGGAUCGAGCAGCCUCCCCAGGCCCAGGAGGAGAUCCUGCUGUCGGAGCAGCUGGGCCGGGUGCGGACGAUGGAGGACGUUGAGGCUCUGGCCUCAGAGGAGCGUGUGGAAGAGCAGGAGAAGCCAGCGGCCACAAGAGCAGAGAAGCGAGUGCAGCAGCAGGAGGAAGGCAGAGCUGGGGACAGGCAUGCCAAGAAACCACCAGCCAAGAAGAAGAUGAUUAGCCUGCAGGCCGUGCUGGCUGGGAAGCCCCAGGAGGUUCAGUGCCCCAGCCUACCUGUGGUCAUGGAGGAGGAGGAGGGUGGCAUCGACCAAAGAGGGGUGAUCACAGAGGCCUUUGCCGGGGAUGACGUGGUCGCUGACUUCCGCCGGGAGAAGCGCAAGGCGGAGCAGGCUGCGAAGCCGCAGCCGGUGAACCUGGUGCUGCCAGGCUGGGGCGAGUGGGGAGGCACGGGAUUGAAGCCCAGUACCAAGAAAAUAAAACGGUUCCUGCUCAAGCCGCCCCCGGCGCCUCCCAGGAAGGACCAGCACUUGCCCCACGUCAUCAUGAGCGAGCGGCGCAACAUCCACGCGGCAGCACAUCAGGUCAGCGAGCUGCCCUUCCCCUUUGAGAGGCACCAGCAGUUUGAGCAGAGCAUCCGGACGCCCGUGGGCCCCACGUGGAACACGCAGCGUGCCUUCCAGAAGCUGACCGCCCCCCGCAUCAUUACCCGAGCGGGUCACAUCAUCCAGCCCAUCUCUGCCGAGGAUAUCCCCGAC